Molecule: messenger RNA, 1355 nt
Organism: Dromaius novaehollandiae (emu)
Lineage: Eukaryota; Metazoa; Chordata; Aves; Casuariiformes; Dromaiidae
Gene: HYLS1
Product: HYLS1 centriolar and ciliogenesis associated
Exons: 2
Coding region: 135-974 (279 amino acids)
Biological process (GO): cilium assembly
Cellular component (GO): centriole; non-motile cilium
Source: RefSeq, a predicted model, not a curated record
AGAGGACCAGGGGGAACUCGACUGCCAUGCUAGGAAGGGGAGAGAAGGCGUUAAAGAUGCUGGGACGCGCUAGAGCACAGAUGCCGUGACGGAGAAGGCUUCGCAGCGGAUUAACGCAGGGCGCGGCAGGCGCCAUGGAGGAGAUGAUGGCAGGCGGCAGGUACGGCUGGGCGGCUCUGACGGACGAGGAGCGCCUGGCGGGAGCGGCCGCCCUGGCGCUCAGCCAGCUCUACGCGGAGCAAGGCGACGGCGACGGCCGCCCGGGAGGAGCCUGGCCGCUUCCCCACUACGAUCCCUACACCAAGGCCUCCGUGGCUCCCGGCGCCCGGCCCGCUUUCCCCGCGCCGUCGACGGGGCCCCGGAGGCUGGCGAUGAAGAGGAAGGUGCUGCGGCGGCGGCCCGACGGCGGGGUGGAGGUGUCCGACGAAUCGGUCGCCAGCGAAGCGGACGCCGGCGGCGAGAGCGAGCCGGAGGUCUGGGACCGGCGGGAGGAGUCGCUCCAGCUCGGCGCCGCGCCGGGAGAUGGCACUUCCGAGGGGGAAACCGAGUCCGGCAGCAGUUUCCUCAGCGAGCCUUCCCCGGAGCUGUAUCGUCGCCCCCCCUUCCUCCUCGGGGACUUCCAGGGAUCUCCCUCUUCCCGGCAGGACGCGACGGGACACCCCAAAUCUUUCAUCCCUCCGAGGUUGGACCAACCGGGCCGCAACCACGGGAAAACCGACCGCGUGGCCAAGUACCUGGAGUACAAGCGAGACUGGGAGGCGUUCCCCAUCCCGGGGGAGGACGGGCGCAAGGAGCUGCGCUGGGCCGUCCGCGAGCGGAUGCUGGGCAGGGCCGAGGAGCCGAGCAGGCCGCGCCGCGCCGCCGGCCCCAACGGCUACGUGGCGCCCACCGAGAAGAAGCGGGCCGCCCUGCGCUGGCAGGUGCGCUGCCGCCUGGCCGACGGCCUCGUGCCCGCGCACGGCUCCUCCUCGUAGCCGCGCCGAGGCCUCCGCCAUGCCGGGAACCCGCACGGCUGCCCGUCGCUCCCCUCGACGCCUUAAUUUUCCAUCCGGUGCCAAACAGCGGCACUCGGCUGCGUGCAACAACGUCGCCUCCGCAAAGCUUCCGUCUGAAUAACCGUUUUGUCAGAAAGUCGUGGAAAACAGACAAAAUGAAGAACAACCGCUCAGCCCGCAGGACUUCCGCGCUCGAAUCACCAGCGUGACGAGCCCUGGGGCUUCUCUGCAUUUCCCUGCGCCCGUUCCUCCAUGGGGACCGUUUUAUUUAUGGUUUCUCAGCGAUAUGUUUCUUUAAUAAAGCACCUGAAAACGCCUGUGCGUUACUGAGAAACGCGAUUGGCAUGAGACGCUGCUAAA